UACCUGCGGAGCCCGCCGCGCUUGACCUCACAAAAGACCCUCCCGGCCCGCGAGGCUGCUCUUCCCCAGCGGGGCCAGACGGCGCGCGCGCGGCCCCGAUGCCCCCCUUUCCGCCGGCGGCCAUGGAGGGGACCCCCAGCUCGCUGGAAACCCUGCUGUGGGUCUACCACUUCCACAGCUCCACGGAGGUGAGGCUCCGCCGGCGGCCCCGCCCGGGGCGGGCACCCCUGGGAGCUCCGCCCGGUGACCCGCCGGCGCCGCCGCCCCCGCUCCUUGCCCAGGUGGCCCUGCAGCCCCCGCUCCUGUCCUCCCUGGAACUCGCCGUGGCCGCAGCCCACGAGUAUCUGGAGCAGAGUUUCCGGGAGCUCGAGUCCCGCCAGCCGCGGGAGCCGCAGGGGCCACCCGCCCCGAAGCCCACUCUGGGGCUGGUGCUGAGAGAGGCCGCGGCCAGCGUCGUGAGCUUCGGCGCCACCUUGUUCGAGAUCUCAGCCCUGUGGCUCCAGCAGGAAGUGCGGCGACUGGACGGCGACGCCGGAAGCCCGGGCCCGGCCCCAGGCGCCGGGGACCCAGGCGGAGCGCUGGCCCGGGUAGCCCAGGCGGCGGGGAAGGGGGCUCGGAGAGCCGGGGCUGCGGCGGGCGCAGGGGCCCGUCUGGCGCUGCAGGGGGCGUGGCUGUGCCUGUGCGGGCGGGGCCUGCAGGGCUCCGCCUCCCUCCUGCCGCCGUGGGGGCGCCCGCUGGGUCUCGGGGCGGCCGGGGGACCGGUGAGUUCAGAACGGGGAAGGAGGCGGGGAGGAGCUGGGGGCCGGGGGCGGCGGGGCUGGUGGGGGGCACUGAGCCGGCCUGCCCCCGGCAGAAAUACUCAGGGGACCUCAAGGUGGCAUCCAGCAGCAGAGCGGAGGACGGGGGACCCGAGAACCCGCCACCGCCCCAGCUCCGCCCCACGCUCGAAUAAAGCCCAGGCGGGCCCCGACGGCCGAGCGGCUCCCCGUGUCUCGCGGCCGUAGCCCCGCCCCAGCCUC
Mustela erminea (ermine) is the source of this 1019-nucleotide messenger RNA. It is a transcript of the gene C18H17orf107, whose product is annotated as chromosome 18 C17orf107 homolog. Bases 99 to 1004 code for a protein of 301 amino acids. NCBI's taxonomy places the organism in Eukaryota, Metazoa, Chordata, Mammalia, Carnivora, Mustelidae. The transcript is spliced from 2 exons. The record is from RefSeq and is a predicted model, not a curated record.